AUGGCCGUCGCCAAGGGCAAGCUCACCCUUAGCAUCGUCGCGGCUGUCGUCAAGGCCAAGCUCAUCGUCGCUGCUGCCGUCUUCGGGGCAGCAUCCUGCACGACAGCUGUCUUCCCCGAAGACCCUCAUGUAGAGAGUCGCGAGGCCAUCGUACAUGAAGUGGAGGGUGCACCUCCUGCUCAGGCCGCGUGGGCAGGCGAACGCCUGCCAGCCGCUGGCCAGGGACACCUUCCCGGUGGCAGUGACUUCGACCCCAACCCACGAAGCCUUGCUGCAGCAACUGUCAGCCUAAAGCCAGAGGCCGUCGAUCCCCGCGGCCGGCAGCUCACCCCCAAAGAAGCACGCUGCGCGCCCGCAUCGGCCAAGCCCCGCCUGGCCCCCACGGCCAUGCCACCGGUCGGUCUCCCCUGCUCGCCGCGAACCAACACUGCUACCGCGCCGUCCCGCUCCGCUCUGCUGCUGCUUUUGGCUGCCUUCUGCCACUACAUUGCUGUUGCUUCUUCUCUGCUACUUGCUGUCCGCUGUCACUGCUACUGCCUUGCAUCGCGCGCACACACGCUCCUUGCCCGCCCGCCUGCAGCGCCGCCGUGCGCUCGCCGUCCCGCUGUGCCCGCCACGCCCCGCACCACCGGACCGCGCUCGCUGCACAGAGGCCGCAACGGCCGCGCGCUCCCCACUCCCCCUUCUGCUGCUUCCACCGGCCGCAUCCGCAUGCUACGCCCCCCGCUCGCCGGCGCCCUCCAUCGCGCACCACGGCCAUGCCCGCAGCGCCCCCCCACUGCUGCGCCGUCGUCGCCCCUGCCACAAGCCUCCGGCGGCCGCCCUCGCAUCGCCGCAGCCAAGCCUCGCCGCGCCUCGCCAGUCCCGCCCCGCGUCUGGCCUGGGCGAGCGCUCUAA
This is a messenger RNA of Aegilops tauschii subsp. strangulata, 897 nucleotides long. NCBI's taxonomy places the organism in Eukaryota, Viridiplantae, Streptophyta, Magnoliopsida, Poales, Poaceae. The record is from RefSeq and is a predicted model, not a curated record.